Messenger RNA from Dreissena polymorpha, 558 nucleotides. Its product is annotated as proteinase-activated receptor 3-like. Gene Ontology annotation, molecular function: G protein-coupled receptor activity. The transcript is spliced from 3 exons. The record is from RefSeq and is a predicted model, not a curated record. Lineage: Eukaryota; Metazoa; Mollusca; Bivalvia; Myida; Dreissenidae. Gene Ontology annotation, cellular component: membrane. Gene Ontology annotation, biological process: G protein-coupled receptor signaling pathway. Bases 1 to 558 code for a protein of 185 amino acids.
AUGGACAUUGACACAUGGUUCACUUGCAGUGAAACAAUCAACAAGACAUGCUGGGACAAACGAGUACAGGAACUGAACAAAAAUGACGCACUCGUCAACGCACCCAUAAUUUUGAUGAUGAUUUUGUUCAUGGUAGUUGGUCUCACGGGUAAUACACUUGUGUUGUUUGUGUACGGAAAACGGGGUAAUAAGACGUCGGCGAUACUUUUUAUACUGCUGCUCGCUAUUAUGGAUUUGAUUGCCUGCGCUAUUCUCCACCCUUACGUGUUGUAUAAAUUAUUUCAUCCACACAACCAAACAUGGGAGAUCACGUGCAAACUUUUCGAGUUCUUUAUUCACUGGAAUCUGUCUUUAUCUGGACUUUCCCUUCUUCUUAUUGCAAUCGACCGGUAUUUGGCCAUAUGCCAUCCAUUGAAAUACCUUAAGUUUGAUGAUCACGAGGACACACACAUUAAAAGAGUACUCGGUAGUUUUAUUCACCAUUUAUUUUACCUCAACAACGCUGCGAACCCUAUAAUUUAUACCAUCAUAAAUAGAAACUUUCGAAAUGAAUGGUAA